This is a messenger RNA of Aspergillus ibericus CBS 121593, 1376 nucleotides long. RefSeq lists its product as uncharacterized. The coding region runs from base 77 to 1228 and encodes 383 amino acids. The transcript is spliced from 5 exons. NCBI's taxonomy places the organism in Eukaryota, Fungi, Ascomycota, Eurotiomycetes, Eurotiales, Aspergillaceae. The record is from RefSeq and is a predicted model, not a curated record.
CGUCGACAACGCACCGCAACACCCACGACGAUGUUUGAGCCGUGACAAUUAACAAGAUUCCUUAUUGCUGUCAAGGAUGACCGUCAACCGCAAUACUGCUAUCAAGGCAGUUCCCCCAGCUUUCCUAGGAUUGAGCUUGAUCACCGUGCUCCUACGAUGCUAUGUCCGCAUACGAAUUAACAAGGCGUUUGGGUGGGAUGAUAGCCUGAUGGUCAUUGCCUUUGUAUUCUAUGCCAUGUUCUGCGGGUGUAUGGUUGCGGGUGGCGUAUAUGGGACUGGCAUGCACUUUGAUGAGUUAACCACAACUCAUCGGGUCAGGGCUAUGAUGUUCUGGUGGCUUUGCGAGAUCGGGUACUGUGCAUCCUCGAUUCUCUGCAAAUGUUCCAUCUGCAUCUUCCUUGCUCGCAUUACCGUCAAGCGGGUACACCUUGCCUUCAUUUACAUUAUCAUGACUCUCACCGUGCUCAUGGGCCUCGUGUUGAUGUUCGGGCUAUUGUUUCAAUGUCGGCCAGUGACCUAUUUCUGGACGCGAGUGGCAUUUGAUCCCACGAUUAAGGGGACCUGUGUCACCACCGAGGUGGUGGAAGCCUUGACCUACGCUUACAGUGCGGUGGCAGCCGCAUGCGACUUGGCGGUAGGAAUUGUUCCUUUCUUUAUUGUUUGGGGGCUGAAUAUGCCCUUUCGGCGCAAGGUGGCUGCGGUGGGUAUCUGCAGUAUCGGCUGCAUUGCAUGCUCCGCAGUCAUCGUUCGCUUCCCGUUUGUUCGUACUUUUGCCGACGUGGAUUUCCUGUACAAAACCUACGAAAUCGCCAUCUGGUCGAAUGUAGAGGUCGGAUUGGGGAUCUUUGCCGGCAGCCUAGCGACCUUGCAUCCUUUGCUUCGGCACGUUCGCACCAGCUGGGCACAAGGGCGACUCAAGAGACUCACUUCGCGAGAUACAGCAGAGCAAGCAGCGCCACCAGUGGACUUUGUUUCGGUCUCGGAUUAUCCGUCACCCUCGGCAUCGAUCUUCCGGCCGGGCAAUGUCAUGAAUAUCACCACCACGGUUCAACGUGACGAUUUGGGGCUGGCCGAGGGAAGCCAGAUGUCCACCCGGGGGAGCUGUGAUACCGAUAUGCGGGUGAAUGAUAUUCUGGUGCAGCAGACUUUUCAGAUUAGCACUGGGCGACCAUCGAGGAAUUGGGAUCCUUGGAUUAACACGGAUGGUGGGGAAGAUAACAAUGUUUAAGGUCCAGCUUUCCUCAUCGAUGGCUCGUCCGAUAUCCUCAUAGAUAGUUUGAGCGAUAUUCUAGCGUGGAAUGGUUGGAGUUACGCCUACGUGGUUGAAUUAUCUAAUGAGAGGCGGUAAUAUAUAUAAUACGAAGGGCGUCCUCUCG